CACACACAUACACACACACACACACACACACACACACGCAGACACAGAGAGAGAGAGAAAGAGAGAGCUGGGAGCUGAGAGGACGGGACGAGGCCGGAGCGGCGGCAGCGGAGGAGAGGAGAGGCUCUCGGAGCGGCGGCGGCCUGAGCGUGGAGGGGCCGGGGCGGUCGGGUCCCGGAACUGAGAGUGACCUGGUGCACUUGAGGGUCUAUUUUCCUAGCAUUGUGAAGCCAUCCUGAACUUGAUGGGCUGGAGGUUCUAGGUGUUUCAGCAGCCCCAGACUUCACUUGGUGAGGUGGAGGUUAUGAAGAGAGAACACAGUUAUUUGGAGGUAUAUGAGUGGCCCAAGGCUUCCAAACAUUAAAAGACAGAAUCAACUGGGAGCAGGGCAAGGAUGCCGAUUCCGCCACCUCCUCCUCCACCUCCACCUGGUCCACCUCCACCCCCCACUUUUAACCAGGCAAACACAGAACCGCCCAAGCUGAGUCGAGAUGAACAGCGGGGCCGAGGUGCCCUAUUACAGGACAUCUGCAAAGGGACACGGCUGAAAAAAGUGACUCAUAUCAAUGAUCGGAGUGCUCCAGUCCUUGAGAAAUCCAAAGGCGGAAGUGGGGGUUAUGGUUCUGGAGUAAAUGCCCUACAGCCCAAGGGAGGUCUCUUCCAAGGAGGAGUUCCAAAACUCAGACCUGUUGGAACAAAGGACAUUUCAGAGAACCUAGCUGGCAAGACAGUUUUACAGGUCUCUGGUUCCCGAGCCACUGCCCCGAGGCCCCCAGGGUCCACAGGCAAUAGCCGUCCCCAAGAUGAUUCAGACAGUAGCCGAGCUUCCCCCCCAGAGCUGCCACGGAUGCAGAGACCCUCUUUACCGGACCUAUCCCGGCCCAAUUCCACCAGCAGCACAGGCAUGAAACAUAGUUCUUCAGCUCCCCCGCCACCACCCCCUGGGCGCCGUGCCAAUGCACCCCCUGCACCUUUGCCUAUGCACAGCAACAAAGCCCCAGCCUACAACAGAGAGAAGCCUUUGCCGCCAACCCCUGGACAGAGGCCUCCCCCUGGCCGAGAAGGGCCUCCUGCACCACCUCCGAUUAAGCCACCUCCUUCCCCCGUGAAUAUUAGGACAGGACCAAGUGGGCAUAACCAGUCUUUGGCUCCCCCUCCUCCGCCUUACCGACAGCCCCCUGGUGUCCCCAAUGGACCCUCAAGUCCCACUAAUGAGUCAGCCCCUGAGCUGCCACAAAGACACAAUUCUUUACAUAGGAAGACACCAGGGCUCGUUAGAGGCCUGGCACCUCCCCCCCCCACCUCAGUCUCACCUUCUUUACAGAGUAGUAGACCACCUCCCCCUGCCCGAGAACCUCCCAGUCGGGGAGCAGCUCCUCCACCCCCACCACCCUUAAUUCGAAAUGGUGCCCGGGAUGCUCCGCCUCCACCUCCACCAUACCGAAUUCAUGGCUCUACAGAACCCCUAAGCAGAGGAAAACCCCCACCUCCACCUUCAAGGACACCAGCUGGGCCACCUCCACCACCUCCACCGCCCCUGAGAAAUGGCCACAGAGAUUCUAUUGCAGCAGUUCGAUCUUUCUUGGAUGAUUUUGAGUCCAAGUAUUCCUUCCAUCCAGUAGAAGACUUCCCUGCUCCAGAAGAAUAUAAACACUUUCAGAGAAUUUACCCCAGCAAAACAAACCGAGCCACCCGUGGGGCCCCACCUCUGCCACCUGUCCUCAGGUGAAGCCCAAGUGGGUCCUAUUCCUCAGCAAAAGGAUGGACCUCCUCCAGUUCUCAAAUGGUCCCUACUGCUUCCCCAAAACCUGCAUGAGAACUUCCAUUGUGUUCUUCCAGUGCAACCAGCCUCUCAGAAUUCAGCAUCCCUCCCAGCUCAUCUUCAUCUAUGCAUCUCCUCACUGGACUUGAUUGGACUCUCUUAUUUUGGCAGUGGGUUCCCUAUUCCUCCACUUCCCUUUAUCUAGUGAACCCUGCUAGCUGUGUGAGGAAAUAGCUUCUGUCUCCUGUUCUCUCUUUGGAGAGAGGUGCCUUGUGAUGAAUUCAUCAAUUAGAGCAGGGUGAAGACAGUAUCCUUCUUGUUUCCACAUCAAAUCCUUCUCUGAUCCCCCACCCCUGGGGAAGCCAAAUGGGUAUAUAUGAACUUCAAGCCUUUAGGGAGUUUGGCAUAGCCAUUACCACCUCUGGUCUUUGUGGGGAGAGUGCCAUCUUCAGUAAAAUAGGAAAGAAGUAUACAGAGAUGUUAUCUGCUUCAUAGGUCACACAGUUACAGAGCAGGAGAGGAAAAAGGUCUGCUUUCUUCUUGGGGUAUCUUUUUUUUUUUUUACACAGGGUUAAAGUUCUGGGCUACAUUUGGGUUUACUAAUCAGUUAAGCUUAAAGCAGAUACUAAAAUGGGAGAAUGGGCUCAAGCUAAGGAUUUCUUAGCUGUAGUCAAUUCCUCUAUAACGGAGGGACCAAAAGAGGAUUGAGUUCUCAGGGGCCCCCUGCCUCAUUUACCCAGGAUCCUGGGUGGCCAAGUAGGCUCAAUUGAAGCACGUUUCUAAUCUCUUGGAUCACGUGCUAAAGAACCAGUGCAGGUCCACAGUGGUCUCCUUGGGAGAAGAUGGAGCUGAAUUGCAUAUGUGUAUGUGACCAGAACCUCCUUGUUAUACCCCAGACCAAACCCAGUGCUGGUUUACCUUCAUUAUUUUUCCAUGUACUGUUGUUUUGAUUAGGUCAAUUGUAGGGAAACAUUUUCUAACUCUUCUUAUUUUAAAACCUGGUAGCAGUUAUCCCCCAGAGAUGCCCUCAGCACAUGGGAUUGGGAGGAGAUGGAAAGGCUUCCCAGGCAAGGAGCCCUAGACUGGGGAAGGGAAGUAGGAAAGCUUGAUAUUUAACCAUACUGAUCAUUUACUUAGUCCUGACUGUGAAGUCUUCAGAUCAUUGUCGAAAUGGAAAUUGGCAACUUCUACACAAUGUUCCAUGAUGGUGUUUUUCUUUAAAAUAUUCAAACAUAGAACAGAAAGAGAAAUGCUUGUUACCACAAAAGCCAAACCCUACUUUUUCUUCUGGGGUUGGCACCUUUCUUUCCAUUACUUGUUCCUUUGGAUUUUAGACUGUGUCACAUUGGCAUCCAUUGUACUUUCAUUGGCUUGCCUCCUGAAAAUGGUUGGCUAAGCUCAAGUCAAAUGGAUUUUUCUUCUUCAGAGUGUGUUGAUAAUCUAUUAUGUAUUUGGACAUCUGCCUUAUACACUACUCUGUCCCACUGGUGGUACUAGAUUUAUUAUCAUGACACAACUAGAACAGUAAUUCAUUCAGCAAAUUUAUUAAGAGCCUACUCUUGAGUAAUGGGAAUGUGACUCAUAGUUAACUGAUCUAUUUUGUAUGUUAAAAAAAAACACAAAAACUUGUAAUAUAGGUUUAAGGUGGGCUGGCUGCAAGGGCACUAAAACUUCUCACCUUUGAACUCCUCUUUUCUCUGCUUGUGGGAAUGUUGUUACCUCCUUAGUUCAAGAUUGGGUGGGUCUCAUGUUGAGACUACUCCCAGUCAACAAACCCUUAUAUGUCCCCUCUCUGAAGGAAGAGAUGGUGCCCAGCUCUGCUCAUCAGAAAGCUGAGUUAAAAGCCCCCUGGUUGGGUUUUUUUUUCCCUAAUGGGAAAAACUUAAUAUUUGUUUCCUAUUGCCCUGGCUGUAAAGCAGAUGGGUAGCCUCAAGCCUAAAUGAGAGCAGUACCCCUCUACUUCUGCUAAUCUACCCAGAUCAAAGCACUUUGACAUUGUGUGUGAUUCUGUGUAUUGGGGGGUUGGAAUGCUGCUCAAGCUUCAAAUCUUUGCUUUUCCUGAAACCAGGGCUCUUAGGCUUUUGGAGUGGCUGUAGAGUUCCCUAGGAACACAUCCCAGCCGUCGUCCUUAUUUGGCAAGGGGCAGGGAGGACCUGUCUUUGGCCUCCUAACUUGAAGCCCAAAUGAACCUCUAGGGAGAGGUGAGAAGAAAAUGUGUAAAUAGACUUAAGCAUUGCUACAGAGUAACUCAGGGCUGGGGUAUAUUUUAAAUUAUCCUGAUCACUUGAAAUAACUCAUAGACUAAGUGAAUUUUGGAAUGGGGGAGGGAAAUGUGUCCCCAUAGUUCUCUUAUCCUGAGGGGUCUAAGGGGAGGUAAAUAGGGGUCGUCUAAGGAUCUGUUUUUAUUUUUGAUGGCACUAUGCUGAGUUGUCUGUCCUGAAAACCCAACCUGGGAUCAAUGGCAAACCAAAUUCCUUACAUUCCAGUCUUGGUCUUUCUAUCCCAGUUACAUCCCAGCCCCUGGCUCUAAGGUCAAGGUGGCUCCCUGCCAAUCAUUCCUUGGAAUUGGAAAUGUGGGAGAGUUGGCCCACUGCAACAUUGCCUUUGAAAUUCAUCUGUUUUAAAACAACAAAAGCAAAAAUGUGCAAAAACAAAAAAAAGAAUUGAAAACUGUUUAGUAGAAGGAAGUUUUUGGAUCCAUUCAACUCCACAUUCAUUGUGCCUUUACCCUGUGUCAGCCAUCUGUGCUCUGUAUUCCUCUUGGACUGAAGCAAUUUAAAUCUCCCUUGUCCUGUUUCUUUCUUCCUCUGCACAUCUUUGUAGACCUGGUCAGGGCUUCUUCUCUAAUCCUUGUGAGUCUCACUCCACCAGUGGCAGAGGACCAGCUUCUCUUUCUCCCUACCUCUGUUUCUCCCCUAGAGUGACAAGCAUGGAUGUCACAAUAAUCAACACUGUAUAAAUACACCCAGAAUGAUGAGAGAGGGUGUGUGCACAUGUAUGCUCGAGCGCGUGUGUGUGUGUGUGUGUGUGUGUAGUGUCUGCAUGUAGAUGGAUUUUUAAAAAUAAUUUAUUGUAUGAAUAUAUGGAUGUUAUGUUUUGAUCCAUAAUUCUCUUUCCCUAGUUGUGUUGAUUCCGCUGGGCCCCCCCUCCCCCCAAGAUGUACAGUCUGGUCUCAGGUUGGAUUCUUUGGUACACUUACUUCUCCCUUCUGGGUGCCAUGCAGCUAUUUAAUUAAACCUCAUUUUACAAACCAAAUCAAA
Messenger RNA from Phascolarctos cinereus (koala), 5022 nucleotides. The record is from RefSeq and is a predicted model, not a curated record. Lineage: Eukaryota; Metazoa; Chordata; Mammalia; Diprotodontia; Phascolarctidae.